GGAAAAUCAACGGAUGGAAAACCUUCACGUUUAAUUAUAUUUCUAUUAAUAAUUGUUCAUAAAAAUGCAAAGAGGAUUAAAAAUAAUUUUUAAAGAAGCAUUAGUGGUGAAAACUUUUAAUCCUUAAUUACCAUAAAAAAAAGAAUGAACGAAAUUACUUUUUAGAGACAAAGCAAAGGAAAAUUUCGGAAAAUCCUUAUAAAAGAAAUUUAAUUUUUAUUUAACGAGAAAGAAAGAAAAAAAAGAAGGGAAAAAAUUGGAGCGUUGCGAAGUAUUGUGAAUAAAAGAAAAUGAAUGAAAGCAGUAACAACCAUUGCAGUCAUUGAUAACCGAAAAUUGAUAAAAAUAGUGUAAUAAAAAUAUCAACUUAGACAAGAAUGCUUUCGAAUAUUUUAGUGUAUUGAGAAAAUUCGUGAAAGAAAUAAAAUUUUAUUAUUGUUCAACUCAUAAUAAAACAGAAUGAAUAAAAGUUCCAUAAAAUAUUUUAGAAGCCAAAGAGAAAAAUAAGCAACCAAAUCAAAAAUAUAAAAGAAUGCUUGAAAAAUAAAGCAUAAAUAGGACUUUGUCUUUCCUGUGCAAAAUUUUAAACUUUUAAUAGACUGGAAUAAAGGUUUUUUUUCUAUUACUUACAUAAUAUUUUAAAGACAGUAAAAGAAGGCAAUUAACAGCUGUCAAUUGGUAUUUUGUGCUUAAUGAAGUUAUAAAUCCAGUGAAUACAAUAUUAAUAAGAUGUAUUUAAAUAAAGUGUUUGCUAUAUAGCAAGUGAAAAAUGGGCUAUCAUUUGAAGAAGCUUUAAGUAUUAUAAAAGGAAUACUCAAAAUUAAGAAGCACAUUUGCAAGAAGCUUUCGGCAUUUUAUCUGUUUGCGAAAAUAAUAAAUAAAUAGAAGUAACAUUGAUGCCAAAAUAGAGUAUAGUAAAGAUAAUGUCGAAUCCUAGUGGAACAACAGGUAGACCCAACCGUGCUGAAUCAUCAUCAUCAAGUCAUAUGAAAAGACAACGUUCUGUAGAGUGGCAACAUGAGCAUAAUUACAGCAGCAGUGAAGAAGAAAAUGAUCGGAUUGUUGGUCGCAUAAACGGUGAAACCAACAUUAAUCAACAUAGAAAUAGUUCCAAUCCAUCACCAUCAAGGGAUUCAUCAUCUGUUCUUGCACAGCUUAUUGCUCAAACCAAACAACUUUCAUCAAAUUCUGAGAGGUCUUAUCGGUCUGAUUGCGAUACUGAUGAUGGCAUCAGCGUUGCAAACGACUGUGAAAACUUGGGUAUAAACAGCACAAAUCAACUCGCGAAAUCAAUAAAAAAUCGUUCAUCAUCUGGUAGACGACAAACAUCCCAAUACCCUAACGAAAACACCAGUCGACGAAUUCAACAAUACAGCACUGCACAAGAGCGGCUACGUAAUGAAAAUUUUUAUGGCUGCUUUUACUUAAGUAAAAGUGGAUUUUUGAUCUUUUUCUUUUAUCUAUUCCUUUCAUCAGGAGAUUCAAUCUUUACCGCCGGUAAGCCAGCAAUCCUUGCCAACAAUACACUGAUUCGUGGUAGUACAGCUUUAAACAAUCGUCGUCCAAUAACGUCUUCAAAUAGUACAAUUUCGUCGCAGAGCACAAAUAAUGAAACCGGACGGGGUGAUCGAAAAGAUAAAACAUCAACGAUUCACCAGCAACUUUAUUCAAUGGAUUCAGAUAUAGACUCUGAGCCGCCUCCUGAGCCAGCCCCACCUGAAAUGUUGCCCCCGUCGCAUCGGGAUAUAUCCAUGGCAAGCAUUAAUGCAAUAACAAUCAAGAAACCUUCCAACUUUGUACUAAAAAUUGACAAGAAUGGUGACCAAAUACAUGAAGAGUUCAUUCCAAAAGGCCACAACGAGUAUAUGAUUGCUGGUCAUAAUGCUGGAUAUUCAACGACAAGAUCAAUGGCCAAUGGGGUUCAAGAUUCAAGGCAAGUACAGAAUAUUUUAGGCGAUUAUAGAGACGAUAAUCAUUCGAGAUACUCUGUACCAUCGACGAUUUCUCGUCGUCUUCCUAGCAAUGUUUACGAUAUUCCCAUGGAGAAGAGCGUCUCUAGGAUGAAUGUUACGAUGCAAGGUGGACAAGCGCUUGCGGGUAUGCAGAGCACACAAAACAGUCACAUGAGUGGUUCGUCCCAAUUAAUGGUGCCUGGCUUUCCACUUAAAAACUCUCAACCUUAUUCACCUUCGAGAUUUAAUUUAGAUAAACGAUUCGAGUACAAGUGCUCAUGGAAAAUAUUUAGCAUUGCCUUAAUAUUCUUAAGUGUAAUUCUUUCGGUACUGCUGGUAUAUUUUGCAACAGUCAGUUCAAUAAAACCAAACGUCGAUCCAUCAAACUGUAUUCUCGUCCAAGAUGUAAAAUCAUCACAAACUCUAGCCAAUUCCCAAAAUCAUCUCCGUUCUGAUGGAGGCGGAAAUAGUUUAAGUUCAACAGGAAUGCUGAGUCAGCAUUCAACAACGACUGAAGAUUCGCUUCAUUCAACAUCAGAUAACGGAGUCGGAAGGACGUUUCAACCAAACAUGGACCAACAACAACAACUUCAAAUUCACAUUCAACCUUCAAUCACCGAACUAAAGGAGUUCAACGUUCUUCAUCACUCGACAAUUCCACCUUUUCAGUUCUGGAAUAUCGAGUUUCGUAACAAACAUCCCGCUUUUAUCUUGUUCAAUUUAACUCUACCAUGGGGCGCCAAUUUUGCUGUUUACGGAAGACGAAAUGUUCUGCCCAGCAUAACUCAGUAUGACUUUGCAGAAUUCUUCAAGCGUGAACGUUUGGAUCACAAUCGUUUGCGACGAAAACGAGAUGUAGUUGAUGACAUAAUGAGGCAUUACGAGCGAACUCACGAGAUGUUGGCUGAUGGGCAUCGCAAUCAUGACAAUAAAAUGGUAAAUCACAAUAAAAACACAAACGUGAGGGUCGACAAUGAAAUGACGUCUUUUGAUGAACAUCAAAAGGAAAACAUUCCAAAGCAGACGAUGUUGGAAGCUUCAGCUUUUCUCCAUCUUUCGCUUGAUGAUGCACAUAUUAUUUCAAAGAGAUCUGCAGAUGAACCAAAGCUUGACAUUGACUCGGUCAAAGUAAAUGUAACAGUUUUGGAGUAUCUUGAUGUUGGUCGUUGGUUCUUAGCGAUUUAUAAUGACGAGCUUGUAGCCCAUACGGUACAAUUGAUUGUGAGUGAAGCUGAAGGUGUCAGUAAUACUUGUCCCAAUGACUGCACUGGUCAUGGCUCAUGUUAUCUAGGAAAGUGUGACUGCAUUGAUGGAUAUCAAGGUUUAGAUUGUUCCAAAAGUGUUUGUCCGGUUUUAUGUUCAGCUCAUGGACAUUAUGGUGGUGGAGUUUGUCAUUGUGAAGACGGUUGGAAGGGUUCGGAAUGUGAUAUUCCAAUAACAGAAUGUGAAAUGGCAACAUGUUCAAGUCAUGGUCGAUGCAUUGAAGGCGAAUGUCAAUGUGACAAAGGUUGGAAGGGCCCGUUCUGUGACCAAGUUGAUUGUCACGAUCCAACAUGUUCGAGUCAUGGAAGUUGCGUUUCUGGUCAAUGCUUUUGCAAAGCUGGAUGGCAAGGUGAAGAUUGUGGAACUCGUGAUCAGCAAGUCUAUCAAUGUUUGCCAAGUUGUUCGGAUCAUGGACAUUAUGAUCUUGAAACUGCUGCAUGCAUAUGUGACCACCAUUGGACGGGUCAUGAUUGUUCUCAGGCACUUUGCAGUUUAGAUUGUGGACAGAAUGGAAUUUGCGAGUCAUCUAAAUGCCGAUGUCAUCCUGGUUGGACUGGCGCAUUAUGUGAACAAUUGACAUGCGAUCAACGUUGUAUGACCCAUGGCCAAUGUAAAAAUGGAACUUGUGUGUGCUCACAAGGAUGGAAUGGAAAAUACUGCACACUUCCCGGCUGCGAGAACGGGUGUUCAAGGCAUGGCCAAUGUACAUUGGAAGAUGGAGAAUAUCAUUGUAAUUGCAUUGAAGGAUGGGCAGGUUCUGACUGUUCCAUUCCACUGGAGAUGAUUUGUGAUGAUGGAGUUGAUAAUGAUGAAGAUGGAAUGAUUGAUUGCUCUGAUAGCGAAUGCUGUUCGCAUACUGUUUGCACUGAACACAUAAUGUGCCUGUCAUCAAACGAGCCAGUGGAUGUUUUACUACGAAAGCAACCGCCAUCCGUGACUGCAUCAUUCUUUCAGCGAGUUAAGUUCUUAAUUGAAGAAAACAGCGUGCAAUCGUACGCUCAUAAAGAUGAAUAUAGUGAAAGCGAAUUUUGGAACUCGUUUAUAUCGCGCCGUGUGUCGGUGCUGCGAGGACAGGUCAUCACGUCGCAAGGAUUAGGCAUUGUCGGCGUUCGUGUAUCGGUCGAUAGAGAUUCACGUUUUGGUUUUACCUUAACCAGACAAGGCGGAUGGUUUGACGUGUUGGUUAACGGGGGUGGUGCGAUUACUUUGCAAUUUCAACGCUCACCAUUCAGACCCAUGACAAGAACUGUUUUCGUUCCAUGGAAUCAAAUGAUUGUUCUUCCCCCUUUGUUGAUGCAUUUGGUGGAUGAAGAUAACAGCGUUAAGCCAAAAUUGGGACGAAAUCUUGCUUACAGCUUUUUGAAUUCUGUCGCUUAUGUGUUUAAUGACAAAAAUUCAACAAUCAGAGAAAAAUCGAUGUGCACUGAUCACGAUCAUGAAAUUUUAAUGCCACAUUUAACAAGCACAUGGAUGCCAAAUGCCAUUGGUUCAUUAUCAGGAAAAUCUGUUGUGUUUCCUGAAGCUGAGAUCAUUCAAGAAAGUAUUCAAAUUCCUGGCUCAAGUUUAUAUCUUACAUAUCAGUCAUCAAAAGUUCCCGGAUACUCAAGCAUUGUACGAAUGAAAUUAACUGGAGAUUUCAUUCCAUCUACUUUGAUUCUUGUCCAUGUUGGUGUGGAAAUUGAGGGUUCAUUGCAUGUCAAAACAUACGAAGCUGAUCCAAAUAUUGUACACACAUUUGCUUGGAACAAACGAAACGUUUAUAAACAAAAGGUUUAUGGUGCAGCCAUUGCCAGAAUAUCAAUUGGUUACGAGCACUCAACAUGUGAUAAAAUUGUUUGGGAGACACAAACUGCCAAGUUACAAGGAUUUGACGUUGAUAUCUCAGAUAUUGGUGGUUGGGGUUUGAAUAUUCAUCACCAAUACAAUUUCAAUGAGGGAAUAUUGCAAAAAGGAGAUGGAGCGACUUUGCAUCUGAAAGUUUAUCCUCGGGUCGUGCGCACUGUAAUGGGUAAUGGACAACAAAGAUCUCUUAAUUGCAAAGACAAAUGUAAUGGUCUGGCAAAGGACAGUAAACUUUUAACUCCGGUUGCACUUUCGGCUGGACCUGAUGGCAGUCUUUAUGUGGGUGAUUUUAAUCUUGUUCGAAGAAUUCUGAGUAAUGGAACAGUUAUUACGAUAGCGCAACUCAGUGCAACACAAGUUUCAUAUCAAUACUAUCUUUGCGUGUCACCAGCCGAUGGACAUCUUUAUAUAUCUGACCCAGAAAAACAUCAAGUAUUGAAAGUGCUUUAUCUGGAAAAUGUCGCUGACCCUGCAACAAAUAUGGAGCCAGUGGUUGGAAGUGGCCAACGUUGUAUACCUGGUGAUGAUGAAAAUUGUGGCGAUGGUGGCUUGGCUAAAAAUGCGAGAUUGUCACAUCCUAAAGGCAUCACAAUUGCAUCAGAUAAAACGAUGUAUAUUGCCGACGGAACAAAUAUACGAGCUGUUGAUAACAAAGGAAUAAUUCACACAUUAAUUGGACAUCAUGGUCAUCACAAUCAUUGGAGUCCAAUUCCAUGUCAAGGUGCAAUGACCGUUGAUCAAAUACAACUUCAAUGGCCAACAGGUUUAGCUUUGAGUCCACUUGAUGGUUCACUUCAUUUCACUGAUGACAGAUUGGUAUUGAAACUUACAGCGGAUAUGAAAAUCAAAGUUGUUGCCGGUACGCCAUUACAUUGCAAUACAAAUGUUAGUUACGAUGAGAGUGCUUUGGGAACUGUCUUAGCGAUGACUUUUUCACCCACUGGUGAUUUAUUUAUUGCUGACAGCGAUUCGAGACGAGUCAAUCUGAUAAGAAUGGUCGAUGCUGCAGGGAAUUCGAAAAUAUUUGCUGGUCAACCUGAUUCACUUAUUCCCGGAUGUAAAUGUGCAACUCCUAAGAAGCAGGGUGGCAAUUUGAACAGCGGUCAGGCUCCAUGUUCAUGCAUGAAUCUUAAGACAUCUGACAUUAAAAGCAAUAUUUCUAUCAUGUCGAGUAACACCAAAUUCUUGGCGAUUUCAGCAAUGGCAGUGACACAAGACAACGUUUUAAAUGUUGCAGACAAAACAUCUUUACAAAUCUUGGCACUUGAACAUUAUCUUCCAAGUCCAGAUAAGAGUUCUGAAUAUCACAUUCCAUAUCCAUCUUGCAAUGAAAUAUAUGUUUUUAAUCGAUUUGGACAACAUAUAGCAACAAAAGAUAUCUCAACAGGAAAAACAAUCUACACAUUUUUGUAUUCGAAAAAUACAAGCUUUGGAAAGCUUUCGACAGUCACCGAUAGUAUGGGGAAUAAGAUUCAAUUCCUUCGUGAUUACAGCAAUUUAGAAUUGAAUCUUAUUCCCCAUACUAUCGGUGACUGUCGAAAGCUUUCCAAAGCUUGUAUUUUUNGCUUUGGAAAGCUUUCGACAGUCACCGAUAGUAUGGGGAAUAAGAUUCAAUUCCUUCGUGAUUACAGCAAUUUAGUAACGUCUAUUGAAAACACACAAGACUACAAAGCAGAGCUUAAGUUUUCACCAAAUGGAUUUCUAACGAGAAUCACUGAGAAGGGAAAAUCACAAAUCUCUUUCGAUUAUGAUGAACAUGGAUUGAUGUUAAGCCGUUCAGGAAAUGGUGAAACUUUUAUUUAUCAGUACAAUGAACUGGGACGUGUCAAGGGAAUUAUUUUACCAAGUGGCGAAACAUUACAACUUGAAUCGAAAUUAAACACUGAAUAUGGUUUGGAAGUUGAUAUAAGAACAAAAAUUCCAUCACUCUUUUCACAAACACCAUCUAAUGUUACAUCUCUCAAAUUAAGUGGAGAAAUCAAAACAUUGAAGAUGAAUAAAGGCAAACAAGUCUUAAAAGCGUCCAUUAAUGUUAACAACAAUACAUUCAGUAUAAUAGAGAAUAAAAAUAUCGUCUUUGAAUCAUCAGCUGUUGCUCGACAUCCAUCUUUGGAAAAGACAAUGACAAUUGAAGCAGAAAUGUUGCCAAUGUGGUCACAUCAGAUUUUGGCAAUGGAUAAAUACUCGAAUAAAAUGCAUAUGACAUACAGUCUUACCGUUGAACAUCCAAGAAACCCACAACAAGUGCUUACAAGUGAGAUUUGGGUGAAUAAUUCAAGAUCUUUAGGUCUUAAAUAUUUUCAAAACAAAAACUACGAGCAAUUCUAUGACAAGGAUAUGACAACAGUAUUAACCGUUUUUUACAAUAAUUUGGGACUAGUGACAGCCUAUCAACCUGCAAGUGCUUUUCCUUUCAACAUCACGUAUGACAGAUUUAAUCGAAUGGAAGGGUGGAUAUGGGGACCAUCUGAACUAAGGUUUAUGUAUGAACGUCACGGACUUUUGUCAGAAAUUUCAUCACAACAAGAUGGAAUUAUUUCAUUUAUUUACAAUGACAACAAUCUCCUAUCCGAAAUUGGACUAGCAAGUCAAAGAAAAUUCCGUCUUGAUUAUGAUAACGACGGUGGUCUUCGAUCAAUUCAACUACCGACAGGGACCAAACAUAUUUUCGAUCUUCAGCGAUCAAUUGGAUUCAUAAGAUUCACUUAUACACCACCUGGAAGCACGAAACCUUACUUACAACAUUUCUCAUAUUCUGGUGCUUUACUUCAAACGAUUUACCCCGGUGAAGGUGCAAGAAUUAUUUACCGAUAUAAUGCACAGGAAAUGAUAUCAGAAAUUGUUCAUGGUGAGGGAAAAACAACUUUCAGCUUCGAUGAAGAGACAGGAAUGGUUGAAUCCGUAAUUCACAUUGAACGUGAUCUCGAAUAUCGUUGGGAUUUUGAUUAUAAUGGCAUGUUGUUAACUGAAGAACGAAUUGAUUUCAAUGCAAAGACUGGAUUAAGCAAUGCUAAAUUUACCUACGAAUAUGAUUCAAACUUCCGAUUGUUGACAACACAAGGAAGAAUUGGAGGGCAAAAUUUACCACUCAUAUCAUUUGCAUAUAGUUCAAAGACCGGUGACUUUGAACAGAUUUCACAAUUCAAAGUUUCACACCCUAAACCGAACAUGACAAAUAUUUAUGAUGGAACUGCAACAUUCACACGAACUGUUGACGGAAGGUUUCUCGAAACGGAAAUGACUGUUUACAUUCAUCGCAUGCAAGUCUUUAAAAUGGAAUUCUUCCACGACAUGCAUGGCAGAAUAACACAGACGAGAACAUUCUCUCGAAGCGUGGGCGUAACAAAUUUCUCGAAUGUUAAGAAUUUUACGUGGGAUUGUGAUGGCCAAUUGACAGGUGUUGACGCACAAGAACCAUGGGCAUUCAGAUACGAUGACAAUGGAAAUAUGCUUGCAUUAUCUUAUCGUGGUAACAACAUUCCAAUGGAAUAUAAUUCAAUGGAUCGAAUAACAAAAUUCGGAGAAAACUUUUACAAAUACGACGAAAGAGGUCACACAGUUCAAAAUGCUCGUGAAGAGAAAUUCCAUUACAGCACGCAAGGACUUCUUAUCAGAGCUACGAAGAAGAGUCGAUACGAUGUUCGUUAUUUUUAUGAUCAUAAGAAUCGUCUUGUUGUGAGAAAAGAUAAUUCCAAUAAUGUCACGCAAUUCUUUUACAAUAACCAGAAACGCCCUAAUGAAGUUUCUCACAUUUAUUCGCCCAGAGAUAACAAACUAAUGUCGCUUAUCUACGAUGACCGCGGACAUCUUAUUCUUGUUCAAGCUUUUCGUAAUAAAUAUUAUGUUGCCACUGACCAAUCAGGAACACCUGUCAUGGUUUUCAAUCAAUAUGGUGAAGGAAUUCGUGAGAUGAUGAGGUCACCAUUUGGUCAUAUUGUCUACGAUUCAAAUCCUUAUCUUUAUCUGCCAAUUGAUUUCUGUGGUGGAAUUCUCGAUCCAGUUACAUCAUUGGUUCACAUGCCAAAUGGAAAAGUUUAUGAUCCUUUGCUUGGUUUGUAUAUGACACCAAAUUGGGAGAAUACAAUUGAUCGAAUUGAAACGCCAACAAAACUUCAUCAAUAUCGAUUUAAUGGUAAUGAUCCCGUUAAUGCAAUGUUGAAUCGAUUACCACCAAAAGUAAGCGAAGACUGGUUGAGAUUGGUUGGAUAUAAGAUGGAAAGUAUGGCACCGCAAUUGAAUAAGAAUCUUUGGAAUAUUCUUCAGCCUUGGGGCAGUGUAACAUCUAAAAAUAGUUACAUACAACAGAAUAUUCUGAAGGUUGAAUCUGGUUUCUUAUCUCAUCUAAAUGAACGACGAUUGAAUGUUCAAAGCAAAUGGGAGACUUCAAAAAUGUCAGAAUUACGUUCUGAUUCAUCACCAUUCAGUCAAUUAAGGAUUGGAUCUGCUACAGAUCCACCAUUUGGACAAGGAAUUGUAGUUUCACGAACUGUGGAGGGUCAAGCAAUUGUGUCAAGUGUACCAGCAGCAAAUGCAAUCUAUCGUGAUGUUUACACUUCCGUGUUCAAUCAAACACUUUUAAUGCCAUUUGCGUUUGUUGUUCAUAGUUCGCUUCAUGAUGUUUUCCAUUUUGUAAAAGAAGAUUCGUGGCGAUCAAGUGAAGACCGACAACAAUUAAAACGAUUACAAGGACAAGUCAACACAACGUUUCAUGAUGUUCCAAAUAAAGAUAAUUCAAAUGGAAGCAAUUAUUUGGAUGUAAAAAUUCAUGGAACGCAUGCAAUUAUAAAUUUACGUUAUGGAACAACAAUUGAGAAGGAGAAGCAACGAUUAAUGCAUCAUGCGAAGUUGCAAGCAGCACGAAAAGCAUGGACAAGAGAGAAAGAUUUACUCGCUGAUGGACUUUUAACAGCAACAGAAUGGAAUCAGGCAGAUAUGGAUGAAAUACUCAAACAAGGAUAUUCUAAUUAUUACGAUUGUCAAUAUAUUCACGAUGUUAACAAAUACCCUGAACUUGCUGAAGAUCCCUUCAACAUUAAAUUUGUAAAGAAAAAAACAAAUCAAACAAGACGAAAACGUCAAGAAUCAAAAAAUAAUAUAAAUGAGAUAGAAUCAAUCGAAUUUGAAAGUUGAAGGAUAGAAGAGAAUUCAACAAGCCCAAUUUAAUUAACAAAUUUAUUUGUCUUAAAGCUAUUUACGAUGAAAAAAAAAACAUAAAUAAACAAAGUUACAUUUGAUAUUUUUUAUUUAAUAAACGCUUAAUGAAUGUCAUAUUGAUCUUACCAUAAAUAUCUCAAUAAGCGAAGAAGGCUUAAAAUUUGUGCUCAUCAUUUUCUUGAUAUAAUUAUGAAUAAUUAUGUAAAUGUGUAGUAGGUUCUAUUGUCAUUUGUCAUUCAAAAGAGGAAAAAGAAAGAAAGAAUGGAAGAAAGUAAAGUAAAACACAAAUAGCUAUUGUCCUUCAUUUUUUACACUUCAUGACAUUUUGUAUUUGGUUUAAAGGUUUAAAGGAAGGUAUCAUUAAAAUAUUUAUGAAAAUUAACAUUCAUGAUUGCUGUUAACUCUGUGUUCCCUUUAUGAAUGAUAUAAUAAAGUAAAUAAAAGGAUGAGAGAUUUUUUUCCAAAUAAAAAAGGAUAAGUAAGGGACGGUAAUGACAAAAAAUAUGAAUUAAUUAAACAACAAGGGAAAAAAAAUCAAAUUCUAUCAAAUUAUCUUUCCAUUCCGUGAAACAUUCCAAAUAAAUUUAAGGCAAGCUUUAAAGCAUAAAUAAAUGGAAAGUAGUUAUAGAAAUAUGAGAAGAACAAGAAACAUGAUUAAAUAUUUCUAUGAAACAUAACUUGCUGGCUAGUAUAGAACAUAAUCUAUCAAAUAAAUUAUAUUUAGUCGCAUGUCUUCGUUAUAUUUUCAGAAUUAAUAUCUUUAUUAUAAUUUCUUUUUGUCUUCGAUAUUUUAUCACAAAAUGUUUUUGAGUUUCAUUAAUUGUGAUACGUAAGACUGGGUAAGAAAAACAAAUUACUGAAAAUCAAUGAAUUAAUGACUUGUAUAUUUAUCUCCAUGAAAAUCUCAUGUAUAAGUAACAAAAAUGAAACCAAAAAUAAUAACAGAAAACAGUACAUUUGAACAUAGUG
Clunio marinus is the source of this 11180-nucleotide messenger RNA. The record is from the annotation of a GenBank genome assembly. NCBI's taxonomy places the organism in Eukaryota, Metazoa, Arthropoda, Insecta, Diptera, Chironomidae.